Fusarium falciforme is the source of this 2919-nucleotide messenger RNA. RefSeq lists its product as hypothetical. The record is from RefSeq and is a predicted model, not a curated record. Bases 1 to 2919 code for a protein of 972 amino acids. The transcript has a single exon. Lineage: Eukaryota; Fungi; Ascomycota; Sordariomycetes; Hypocreales; Nectriaceae.
AUGUCGUCAGAACUGCUAACCCGCAUCGAGCUACCCUUCCUCCUGGCACUCCGUUACAAGGAGGAGCCCGGCCAGCACGACUCAGGCUACGUGCGGCCUCAAGGAAGUCCUGUUCCCUACCCCGCCAGCAACUAUCGGAGGAGCACCGCUGGCUUCACUGAUCCUCAGGUGAGAGAAGAUUGUGGCUUGUGGGCCACUCUAUUCCUUGAGAAGCUUUUGGCUCAUUAUUGGGAGUUUCCUAGAGCUGAGAUGUGGACGUUUAGCUAUGAAGCGAAUCUCCAGGAGACUCAGUGCGAUGAGUAUCGCUGGAUCGGGAUGAAGGUCACAUCUCCUUACCUUGAGCCUUACGACCAAUACAGACAACUUGAGGCGGUCCUCAAGCUCCUCAACGAGAAGCUAAUCACCUUUGCCAGCGCUGAAACAAGACUAAAACUCACAUUCACCCCUCGAAGAGGAGCCUUUAACCUCGAACGGCUUAAGGAAAUCGCAUCCAUGUUAUGGGUGACAGACCCUCUCCUGAGUAGGCUUCACCCCCCUCACUGCGGACCAAGCUCACUACCCUCUUUGGGCUUUCAGUUCACAAACCUUGUCAGGGAGCAUGAUCCCAUCGACCUCAAGGUGGAAAUGGGUUUGGGUGUUCUUAUUGAUGAUCCUUGGACUGAUCGCCUUUCCUGGCACCGCCGACAGCUCAGGGUCAUGGCUCAUCCUGGGGAGUUGUGUGAAGGGAGGUAUAGGCCUGGACUCGACAAGAUUCACAAGGCUAAAUCUAUCCCAGACCUACUUCAUCUCUUGAAGUUGGCCGUUAAAAAGAGAGGCAAUAAGCACAAGUUCCAGGCGGCAUACAACUUUCAGAACGCCACCGAUCCGACGCACCCGCGUAUCGAGCUGAGUCAACAUUGCGGAACUCUUCACGGUCCAGCCAUCGUGGAUUGGGUCGCCAUUUGCAAGUUUAUUCUCGAACCUCCUCGACCAGCGCACGACUCAUCUCUCAUCGCAGCUUCAAGAAUCUUGAGACAGCGUGUCGAGCAAGGCUUCACCGUUUUCGAUUGUCUGCGCUCAGACGGCAUAGGAAAGAUGAGGUAUUACACGCCAAGGAAAGAAUUUCAAGUCCCAGACUUGAUCUACUGGCCAGUUCGGACAAGAUCCGUCCUCAAAUAUGACCCAGAGCCUGGGCUGGUGAAAUCUUACAGGUCGUUGGACGACGCUGAGAUGGAGGCUCAGAAUUGGGUCAAGUUCACCAAAGGCGUCAAGGGCACCAGUAAAAGCACCUACUCCUUUGGCGUGGAGCUGGAAAUGUUGCUCCCUACGUUAGAGCAUCCGACGAAGGACCUAAAGCCAUCUUUUUACACUUAUCAGUAUAUCGACGACCCCCCUGACCAGCUAUUCUUUGACAUCGGAGAAAAGCUUCGUUUAGCACAAGAAGAAGGCUCGGUCAAAGGGGCAUCCCGUCGGGACUCGCAACCAUGGACCCCGACGUUUCCAGAAACUGAGCCAACCUCGACCACAGGUAAGGGCGAUUUGAAUUUAGACAUGGCCAUGAGGAAUUUCGAUUCCUGGCUGCUUGAUCAAUUGCUGACUGAUCCAGAAGUGAGUUCAUCAGAUACUUCAAUGAUGGACGUCGGCUCAGUUCCCGCAUCGAGCCUUCUUGAUUCUGACCCGAUGGACGUUGACGCAUCCUCCGAAGAAGACACUACCCCUGAGAACGACCCCCAUCCCGAUGAUCCCAGGGAGAUCGCCCACGGGAGAUGCUUUUCUCGCCGAGCCCAUCAGAUAGCGGGCAUCAUCUCUUCGUUCGGCCACCCGGCGUACUUCAUCUGCAACCACAGCAACGGCACCGGUCGCCCUUGGAAGCGCGAGCUAGCAAAACACGGCCUCUUCCACGUGGGCGACCUAAAACUCAACUACCACGCGUGGUCCCUCGAGCAAGACGGGUCACUCAAUGAGUCCUUGGCCUGGGCCGGAUACUGGAAGCUGACCGGCCUUGAGCUCAUCAGCCCGGUCUGCCAGGACGUGCCCGAGGACUGGGAGAGGAUCCUUGAGGUUGUUGGUGGUGUUGCGGCAAAAAUCAGGGUGAUUGAAUCUGUCACCUGCGGACUACACGUUCACGUUGGUAAGGGCCAGCAGAUCUUCCCUAUACAUCUCCUUCGAAAGAUGUUCUGCCUUAUGUGCUGCGUGGAGAAUAUUGUCUUUAGCCUCUGCCACCCCUUUAGGAGACACAUGACAUACUCAGCUGCCUUGAUGAUGUCUGCAGAAGAGAUAAGACGGGAUUCUCAGAACAGAGCUCCACACCCGGACCUCAAGAAAUAUUUCCCUGACGAAGUCGAGGAGGAUCCUCUCCUCUGGGUCGUCUUGAAAAAUAUGUGGACAGUACGUGAUCUGGACCAGCUCAAGCGGUACUGCCGCAAGGUCUCACUGUCCAUAUCAACUUGUCAGGCUCUCAACGCGAAGGGCCAGCCCCCAGAACAGCACGAAGAGGAAGUUUACGCCAAGGGCACCGUCGAGUUCCGUCACCUAGAAGGAACCAUGAACCCUGACUUGGUGCUGCGAUGGGGUCAACUCGCUGUCGCCCUCUUCCAGUUUGCCGACCUCGCAAAGCCGGAUGACUGGCAAAAGCUGAUCAGCACCGCACUCAAGUGCAAGGACUCGAGGAACUAUAACCUUGACCUUCUUGACGACUUUCUCCAGCAGCUUGGUCUGGGGGAGGACUUUCCCUUCUGGGAGCACAGAAUUCGUUGGUUCAGUGACAUAAAGAUACCCGGGGAGAGUAAUCUGGUCCUAGCCUUUUACGGUCAGCCUCCCCUUAACGCCAAGUUUGAACGUGCAGUCUCCAACGAAGGCAUGGAGGCUCUACGAAAGAAUAUUUGCCAAAGAGACAGGAGGCCGCCAUAUCUAGCCCAAGAGCAAGAGGAAAUUAGCUGA